AUGCAUAUGCAGCAGUACUACACGUCGUCACCAGUGGCAAAAAUGUUCUACACUUUCGUACUUCCUCUCGUAUUCCUCUUCUUCACCUAUGUGGAAGCCCAGUACGGUGGUUAUAACCCGUGGAAUCCAUAUGGUCGAAACUACAAUCCAGCUCAACAGAACCCUUACCAGUAUAACGACUACAAUCGAUGGAAUCCGUUUAGCCCCAACUUCAAUCCCAUUCCACCCGGAACUUUUCAAGGUGGAGUGUUCAGUCCUGACUGGGCUAAAAAACUACAAGAGAGGAUAGAGCAGGAAGUCAAGAGCAGCCUGGAACACGCAGGCGUAGGCAACGGCAAUGGCAAUAUUGGAGUUAUCAACAACAAUNACAACAGAGAAUGGUCAGACGGUGGUGAAGGCGACGAUUGGCGGAAAAUCCUACACAGCUACGUUCCCGGGGACCAACACUUCGAUCUCUACUUACACGACAACCAAUUACAACAAUGGGCAGCUUGA
Haemonchus placei is the source of this 495-nucleotide messenger RNA. The record is from the annotation of a GenBank genome assembly. Lineage: Eukaryota; Metazoa; Nematoda; Chromadorea; Rhabditida; Trichostrongylidae.